Sebastes umbrosus (honeycomb rockfish) is the source of this 1900-nucleotide messenger RNA. RefSeq names its product surfactant protein Bb (gene sftpbb). Gene Ontology annotation, cellular component: lysosome. The record is from RefSeq and is a predicted model, not a curated record. Gene Ontology annotation, biological process: sphingolipid metabolic process. The transcript has 12 exons. NCBI's taxonomy places the organism in Eukaryota, Metazoa, Chordata, Actinopteri, Perciformes, Sebastidae. Bases 316 to 1395 code for a protein of 359 amino acids.
GGAGCCAAUGAAGGGAUGCCAGAACAGGGGUGAUGUGAGACCGACAGCUAGUUCUGGUUAAUAACCUGGCUGCUGCAACAAGUGGGUCACCUGGUCACCCUACAAUCAUAAGACAAAUUUCUCCUCUACUCGUUUUGUUGUUGCAGCUUCUGGACUGAACCAGCAGGUGGCAGUGAUGCUCCUGAUACUCUGUUUGUCAACCGCCGUUAAAAAACCCCACAAAGAAGAAGAAGCAGCAGCUGCAGCAGCAGCACGGAUGUUAUUAUAGACUAAAUCAUCUGCGCUUGUCAUCUUCGCUUUGAGCCCCCUCACACCAUGUCAGCCCGCGGCUUCAUCCUGCUGGUCCUCACGGUGUCUCUGAGUCCCGGAGACUCCAGGCUCAUUAUAGACCCUCUGUCGCUCAUCACACAGUCAUCUCUGACAUUGGAUAUGUGUUCAGAGUGCAGCCAGGUCAUCCAGCUGUCCGCCAACAUGAUUUCCAGCAGAGAUACCAAGGAGACUGUAUAUGAAGCGUUGCAUGCUCUGUGCCAACGCCUCCCAGGAGAACGGGCAUCAGAGUGCGAUUCACAGGUGAAGAUGUAUUUGCCCAAAGUCCUACAGCAGACACCUGGUCAUCUGAAACCAGGAGAGACCUGUAUGGUUUUCGGACUCUGUGCCGUCCACACGGAGGAGGAACCGCUGAAACUUCCCCACCAUGCCACCAAUAAAGACCAAUCCAGCUCUGCACUCAACUCAGCCGCCAGCGCCCACGUUAGUGGGGAGUUCAACCCAGCUUGCACCCUGUGUUUGUAUAUUAUCAAGAAACUGGAGACUCUGUUGCCCCAAAAUAUGACUGAGGAUGCUUUGACGAAGCUCAUGGAAGAGAUCUGUGAUCUCAUACCACAUAGCUACAAGGACGAGUGUGAUGAUUUUGUCGAAAAAUACGGCGUGCAGAUUGUCGAAUUCCUUUUAUCGUCUGCUGCACCUCACACAAUAUGUACUCUUUUGCAUGUCUGUUUGUUCAAAGAGCAACCUCGCCCAGAGUUGUUCCUCCCCUCGGAUUGUGAGUCGUGCCGCACGCUGGCUGUGCUGAGCCGACUUCACCUGGGCGUCAACUCCACCGAAACUCAGACUUCCUCUUUCCUCCAGUCUGUGUGCGUCCAUCACCCCAAUGCCAUCCCCAAGUGCGAGGCUUUCACCAGAAUCUACGGCUCCCGACUGCAGAAGGUUUUGGGAAACCAGAUGGACCUUCCACAUGCAUGUGAAAGAGCUGAUCUGUGCGUUGCCUCGAAGAAGUUGGAGCCGCUGGGAAAGAAUCGUUGCACUUGGGGACCGACCUACUGGUGCAGAGACAUUCAAACUGCUCAGCUGUGUGGUAACCAGGCCUUCUGUAAGAAGUACAUGUGGAAGCACUGAACCAAACUGCUGGCCUGUGUGCACAAAAAUAACUACUUUCUUUUUACAAAUGUAUUGCACUGAUCAACUCUUUCAAAUUUGAUAAAUGUAUUGCACUGAGCAACUUUUUUUUUUUGCUUUUUGGGGAACUUAUCCACCUCAUAUGCUAUUUCAGGCAAUGGGCCAUAAAUAUUCAUUGGUUUGCACUAAGUGUCACAAGACUGAGGCUGGUAUUCAGUCUGAAACAUCAGUUUCUGCAGUAACAGUUUUGUGAACGGUAUAUUCUAUAGAUUGCUAUAUAUGUAUGUCAUUAUGAAUGUGGAAACUGCAAAAAACGUUCAUUACAUAGGAUGAGCUCUCUGUAUGUAUUAAAGACUAUAUGGACGGCUGACUAAUCAACAUAGCUGAUGCUUCUGUUAUCUUGUUGCUGUUCUAUGAUCCAUGCUGCAAAUAACCACAUACAUAUGACUCGUAAGACAAAAUGAAAAUCAAAAGCUUUGGCAUUAAAAUUCAACAUACAGAAAGA